This is a messenger RNA of Camponotus floridanus (Florida carpenter ant), 2174 nucleotides long. Its product is annotated as tubulin alpha-1 chain. The transcript is spliced from 3 exons. Gene Ontology annotation, molecular function: GTP binding; structural constituent of cytoskeleton. The record is from RefSeq and is a predicted model, not a curated record. Gene Ontology annotation, cellular component: cytoplasm; microtubule. Lineage: Eukaryota; Metazoa; Arthropoda; Insecta; Hymenoptera; Formicidae. Gene Ontology annotation, biological process: microtubule cytoskeleton organization; mitotic cell cycle. The coding region runs from base 182 to 1534 and encodes 450 amino acids.
AGCGUAAAUCGGGUACAAACCGAGGCUAUAAAAGACCGCCGUUCCGGUUUGCCCGGUUCAGUGAGUUAAGAUCGUUCGAAGGAGCUCCAUUGCCAGCUUCGUUCAAACGGCUAUUGGAAAUACAUUAGUAGAGAUUGACGCAAGAAGUUUUUGUCGCGCAAUUCGAUAAACGUCUCUCAAUAUGCGUGAGUGCAUAUCCGUCCACGUAGGACAGGCCGGAGUACAAAUCGGGAAUGCUUGCUGGGAAUUGUAUUGCUUGGAACAUGGCAUUCAACCUGACGGACAAAUGCCCUCAGAUAAGAUCCUGGGUGGCAGUGACGACAGUUUCAAUACCUUCUUUAGCGAAACCGGUGCUGGAAAGCAUGUACCUCGAGCUGUUUUCGUCGAUCUCGAACCAACUGUCGUGGAUGAGGUACGCACAGGCACGUAUCGACAACUAUUUCAUCCGGAGCAAUUGAUCACCGGCAAAGAGGAUGCUGCUAACAAUUAUGCGCGUGGCCACUACACGAUUGGCAAAGAAAUAGUAGACCUUGUUCUGGAUCGCGUUCGCAAGCUGGCGGAUCAAUGCACGGGACUACAAGGCUUUCUGAUCUUCCAUUCGUUCGGCGGUGGCACUGGCUCCGGUUUCACGUCCCUGUUGAUGGAACGACUAUCGGUCGAUUAUGGUAAAAAAUCGAAGCUGGAGUUCGCGAUUUAUCCGGCGCCUCAGGUCUCGACAGCCGUCGUCGAACCGUACAAUUCAAUCCUCACGACGCAUACCACCCUCGAGCACUCCGACUGUGCGUUUAUGGUAGACAACGAGGCCAUAUACGACAUUUGCAGACGUAAUUUGGACAUUGAACGACCGACCUACACCAAUUUAAAUCGAUUGAUCGGUCAGAUUGUAUCCUCGAUCACGGCUUCGUUACGCUUCGACGGCGCACUCAAUGUCGAUCUGACGGAAUUUCAAACAAAUCUGGUGCCCUAUCCCAGGAUUCAUUUUCCUCUAGUCACCUACGCCCCCGUAAUCUCCGCGGAAAAAGCCUAUCACGAACAACUCUCCGUCGCCGAGAUAACAAACGCAUGUUUUGAGCCAGCAAAUCAGAUGGUUAAAUGCGACCCGCGUCACGGAAAAUACAUGGCUUGCUGCAUGUUAUACAGAGGCGAUGUAGUACCGAAGGAUGUUAAUGCGGCGAUUGCGACCAUCAAGACCAAGCGCAGUAUACAAUUCGUCGAUUGGUGCCCCACUGGAUUCAAGGUCGGCAUCAAUUACCAGCCACCGACUGUCGUUCCUGGCGGGGAUCUUGCCAAGGUCCAGCGUGCUGUAUGCAUGCUCUCCAAUACGACGGCGAUCGCCGAGGCUUGGGCGCGGCUCGAUCACAAAUUCGAUCUCAUGUACGCAAAGAGAGCCUUCGUACACUGGUACGUUGGUGAGGGGAUGGAAGAGGGCGAGUUCUCGGAAGCGCGAGAGGAUCUCGCCGCCUUGGAGAAGGACUACGAGGAAGUCGGUAUGGACUCCAUCGAUGGCGAGGGAGAUGCUGCGGAUGAAUAUUAAAGAUUAGCGAUUCCUACUCUUCUGUAUACUCUUGUAUUUCAAAUAUCUGUACCAUGCGCUCUUGCCUGUUAUCAGUUAUUUUCUUAUCGCUUUUUUCCGCCUAAUCUUGCAACGGAACACAAAACAAAUUACUAUGGUAACUUUAUUUUCUGAUUCGAUCUUUUACGUAUCUUGCGAUAUAUAUAACAUCUUCAAUAAGGAGAUCGUAUUCGCUUUGUUAUAAUAUCACUCGAUUGCUUGAAGAAACAGCGCUAUUAAGAGAUGUAUAUAUAAGCACACAUCUAAAAAUACUUUCUCGUAUAUUUUGUAAUAUGAUUUAUAUAUUAUAUCAACCAUUACAAUAUAAUAGAUUGCAUUAAUAUAUACGUCUUCGAUCGUACAGUUAUUAUCAAUCAUUAUAUGAUACGCGAAUACUAUAAGGAUAGGAAGAGAAGAAUGAGAAAAAAGUGGAAAAUGAGCGAAUUUUUUCAUAGAUGUCUAGUCAGCGUAUAAAAUCAUACGAUCUCGCAAUGAAUCGUUAUCCGAAGAAGAAAACGUGACAUGAAUUCAAUUGAAUCACGAACUCGCAAUUUGUUGUAGAUGUAAUGAUAGCGAUGAUAAUUGAGUUGACCUUAAUAAUAUAAUACUCUAUUAAUAGUAA